Molecule: messenger RNA, 3870 nt
Organism: Elephantulus edwardii (Cape elephant shrew)
Lineage: Eukaryota; Metazoa; Chordata; Mammalia; Macroscelidea; Macroscelididae
Gene: MAP3K15
Product: mitogen-activated protein kinase kinase kinase 15
Exons: 29
Coding region: 199-3870 (1223 amino acids)
Biological process (GO): cellular response to stress; protein phosphorylation; MAPK cascade
Molecular function (GO): ATP binding; MAP kinase kinase kinase activity
Source: RefSeq, a predicted model, not a curated record
CCGCGGCGGGCACUGCGGCUCGUGUAUGUGCGCAACGACAGCCCGGCGGGCGGGCCCGAGGCUGGGGCGCAGCAGUGCCUGCUCCGGGCAUGCGAGGCCGAAGGCGCCCUGCUGGCCUCCGUGUCCUUCGGGGAGCUGGACUUCGGGGAGACGGCCGUCCUGGACGCUUUCUACGACGCAGAUGUUGCAGUGGUGGACAUGAGCGACGUGUCCCGACAGCCUUCCCUUUUCUACCAUCUCGGCGUCCGAGAAAGCUUCGACAUGGCAAACAACGUGAUCCUGUACCACGACACGGACACGGACACCGCACUCUCAUUGAAAGAUAUGGUAACACAGAAAAACUCAGCAUCCAGCGGGAAUUACUGCUUCAUCCCGUACAUCGUGACGCCACGGACCGAGUACUUUUGCUGUGGAAGCGAUGCCCAGAGGCGUGCGUCGGAGUACAUUCAGCCCAACUGGGACAACGUGCUGGGCCCGCUGUGUGUGCCCCUGGUGGACAAGUUCGUCAGCCUCCUCAAGGACAUCCACGUUACCUCCUGUGCCUUUUACAAAGAGACCCUGUUGAAUGACAUUCGGAAAGCCAGAGAGAAGUACCAGGGCGACGAACUGGCAAAGGAGUUGGCUCGGAUCAAACUCCGCCUGGAUAACACUGAGGUGCUGACGUCAGACAUCGUCAUUAAUUUACUGCUGUCCUAUCGCGAUAUCCAGGACUAUGAUGCGAUGGUGAAGCUGGUGGAGACACUGGAAACGCUGCCUACGUGCGACUUGGCCGACCAGCACAAUAUUAAAUUCCACUACGCGUUUGCCCUGAAUCGGAGAAACAGCGUGGGCGACCGCGAGAAGGCCCUGCACAUCCUGCUCCAGGUUCUGCAGAGCUGCGACCACCCGGCGCCUGACAUGUUCUGUCUCUGUGGGAGGAUCUACAAGGACAUCUUCUUGGAUUCCGACUGCAAAGAUAGUGCCAGCCGUGACAGCGCCAUUGAGUGGUAUCGUAAAGGAUUUGAGCUCCAGUCGUCUCUUUAUUCAGGAAUUAAUCUGGCAAUUCUGCUGAUUGUUGCUGGACAACAAUUUGAAACAUCUAUGGAACUGCGGAAAAUAGGUGUCCGCCUGAACAGUUUGUUGGGGAGAAAGGGGAGCUUGGAGAAAAUGAACAACUACUGGGACGUGGGCCAGUUCUUCAGCGUCAGCAUGCUGGCCAGCGAUGCCGGCAAGGCCGUGCAGGCUGCCGAGAAGCUGUUCAAGCUGAAGCCCCCCGUCUGGUACCUGCGAUCUUUAGUUCAGAACUUAGUAUUAAUUCAGCGCUUCAAGAAAUCCAGCAUUGUCCACUCUCCCAGGCAAGAACAGCUGAACUUCUGGUUAGAUCUCAUUUCCGAGGCAACAAACGAAGUUACUAGUGGACUCAGAUUUCCAGUACUGGUGAUAGAGCCGACCAAAGUCUACCAGCCAUCAUACAUUUCCAUAAACAACGAAGCUGAGGAGAGAACAGUUUGCUUGUGGCAUGUCUCACCCACAGAAAUGAAACAAAUCCAUGAAUGGAAUUUUACUGUGUCUUCCAUUAGAGCAAUAAGCAUCUCCAAGUUUGACGAGCGGUGUUGUUUUCUUUACGUCCAUGACAACUCUGAUGACUUUCAAAUCUACUUUUCCACCGAAGACCAGUGUAAGAGAUUUUGCUCUUUGGUCAAGGAGAUGAUUACCAACAUGGUGGGCAGUACAGUGGAGCUUGAAGGAGAGAACGAUGGAGACACCUUAGAGUAUGAGUACGACCACGAUGUGAACGGAGAUAGAACUAUUUUGGGGAAAGGCAGAUACGGGAUCGUGUAUGCUGGCAGAGAUUUGAGCAACCAAGUGCGAAUUGCCAUCAAAGAAAUCCCAGAGAAAGAUAGCAGGUUCUCUCAGCCUCUCCACGAGGAGAUCGCCCUGCACAAGUACCUCAAGCACCGCAACAUCGUCCAGUACUUGGGCUCGGUGUCGGAGGAUGGCUACAUUAAGAUAUUUAUGGAGCAGGUGCCUGGAGGAAGCCUUUCUGCUCUUUUGCGGUCCAAAUGGGGGCCCAUGAAGGAGCCCACUAUCAAGUUUUACACCAGGCAGAUCCUGGAAGGCCUUCAGUACCUCCAUGAAAACCAGAUUGUGCACAGAGACAUAAAGGGUGAUAAUGUUCUAGUCAACACCUACAAUGGAGUGGUAAAAAUAACCGACUUUGGGACCUCUAAACGUCUGGCAGGGGUGAAUCCAUGCACAGGGACGUUUGCUGGCACGCUGCAGUACAUGGCUCCAGAGAUUAUCGAUCAAGGGCCUCGUGGGUACGGUGCCCCAGCUGAUAUCUGGUCCCUGGGCUGCACCAUCAUUGAGAUGGCAACCAGCAAGCCUCCGUUCCAUGAGCUCGGCGAACCGCAGGCAGCCAUGUUCAAAGUAGGGAUGUUUAAAAUCCAUCCAGAGAUCCCCGAGGCCCUCUCAGCGGAAGCCAGAGCCUUCAUUCUGUCCUGUUUUGAGCCUGACCCCCACAAACGUGCCACGGCCAGCAGCCUGCUUGGAGAGACCUUCUUGCGGCAGGUGCACAGAGCCAAGAAGAGGCGCAUUGCCUUCAAGUCCUCAGAGGGGUCCCGGUGUGAUGCCCUGGCCUUGCCCACCGUGGGGGAGUUGGUGGGCAACGGUGGUGGCAGCAGUAGCGAGCAGAGCUCCAUCUCCCCUGACUCGGAUGUGGUGUCAGAAGCAUUCUUCGAGAGGGUCCCCACCCCCAUCUCUGAGGGGGCCUCCAAGCACCUCCCCAGGUCAGUCCCCUCCUCAGCACCUCUGACUGUGGGUGUGUUUACGUGCAGUGUUUCCGAUGAGAGUGCUGCCUUCUCCCCGGAGGACAAGGACCCUGGCCUGUUCGUCCUUUGCAAAGACAGCGAGCGCAGGGCCAUCCUGUAUAAAAUCCUGUGGGAGGAGCAGAAUCAGGUGGCUUCCAACCUGCAGGAGUGCAUGGCCCAGAGUUCAGAAGGGUUGCGGCUCUCAACUGACCACAUCAAGCAAGUGAUCGGGAUCCUGCGGGACUUCAUCCGCUGCCCAGAGCACAGGAUGAUGGAGUCCACCUUAUCGAAGCUCAAGGUGGACCUGGACUUUGACAUCUCGUCCAUCAGUCAGAUCCACCUGGUUCUGUUUGGCUUUCAGGAUGCUGUAAAUAAAGUUUUGCGGAAACACUUGAUUCGGCCCCACUGGAUGUUUGCCAUGGACACGAUCAUCCGUCGAGCGGUGCAGGCGGCGGUCAGCAUUCUGGUGCCUGAGCUCCAAGCACAGUUUGACCCGGCCUCUGACACAGAAGGGCUGAACAAAGACGAACAGAUGGAUGCAGACUCCCUGCCGGCAGAACCUCAUGGAAGGGCUGACCCCGCUCACUACAGAGGGAGCCCAGCCGAGCCUGCAGCCUCCCCGGACGCCCAGGCCCACACCCAGCAGCACCUGAGCAGCCAGUUGGCCACGCUCAGGCAGGAGACCACCAAGCUUUUGGAACACCUAAUUCAGAGAGAGAGAGAGCACCAAACCAUUCUACGGCAGACUCUGGAACAAAAGACGCAAGAGCUGUAUCACCUUCAGUUAUACAUCAAGUCUAAUAGGACCCCGGAAAACAAAGCCCCUCACUGUGGGCUUCCUGGGCAAAGAACAGAUCAAGAGCUCGUGGGCUGGCUGCAGCGGCAGGGGGCAGACACCGAGAGCAUCCACAAGAUUGCUGAAGAGGGUUAUACCCUUUCUGAUAUUCUUAAUGAUAUCACUAAGGAAGAUCUACGAUACCUCAAACUCCGCGGCGGUCUGCUCUGCAGGAUCUGGAAUGCCAUCUCGCAGCACAGAGCCCAGGAGCCCUGCAAAGCUGGAGCCAGCAUGCCAGCCUGGUAA